Messenger RNA from Aspergillus ruber CBS 135680, 2173 nucleotides. Its product is annotated as sulfatase family protein. Bases 78 to 1799 code for a protein of 573 amino acids. Lineage: Eukaryota; Fungi; Ascomycota; Eurotiomycetes; Eurotiales; Aspergillaceae. The record is from RefSeq and is a predicted model, not a curated record. Gene Ontology annotation, biological process: phenol-containing compound metabolic process. Gene Ontology annotation, molecular function: glycosaminoglycan binding; N-acetylglucosamine-6-sulfatase activity; arylsulfatase activity. The transcript has 5 exons.
UAUAGAUUCUGGUUAUAUCAACCAUUGAGUCCCGAUAGAAUCGCUAAUAGCUUGUCACGAUAGCUCUGCUGCAUUCAAUGCUCAGCAUGAAGCUCUCCAAUAUCCUGGCCAUGGGCCUGGUCGCCACCACUCAGGCCAUCCCCACGAAUCGGAACCAGCCCAAGAAGCAGCCGAACUUUGUCUACAUCAUGACAGAUGAUCAGGACCUGACGAUGAAUUCGCCAGCGUAUAUGCCGCAUGUCCAGGCCAGCAUCAAGGACAAGGGAACCUUUUUUGCGAAUCAUUUUGUCACUACAGCACUCUGCUGUCCAUCGCGGGUUAGUUUGUUAACGGGGAAACAAGCGCAUAAUACGAAUGUGACGAAUGUUUCACCGCCGUGGGGUGGAUAUCCCAAGUUCAUUGAACGGGGGUUUAAUGAGGACUUCCUCCCCGUUUGGCUGCAGAAUGCUGGGUAUAAUACCUAUUACACGGGGAAACUCAUGAAUGCGCAUAGUAUCGACAAUUACAACGCUCCUCAUGUGGAAGGAUUCAAUGGUUCCGAUUUCCUGCUCGAUCCAUAUACCUAUUCCUACUACAACUCCACCUACCAGCGCAACCAUGACCCUCCUGUCAGCUACGAGGGAGAUCACACCACCGUCGUGACCGCAGAGAAGACACUGGGAUUUUUGGAAGAUGCGUUGGCAAGUGAUAGACCCUUUUUCCUGGCUACUUGUCCGAUUGCACCACAUGCGAAUAUUGAGCCGAAUGCGCUGGCAGCUGACGGAGAUACGCUGAUGACUGCUGCGAUCCCGGAGUCGAAGUAUGAGCAUCUUUUCGAGGACGUCAGAAUCCCUCGUACAGAUAACUUUAAUCCGAAAGACUCAACCGGAGCAAACUGGAUAAAAACCCUUCCCCUCCAAAACCAGACUAUAGUCGAUUACGAAGACCACUACUACCGCCAACGACUCCGCUCUCUCCAGGGUGUAGACAAUCUCGUCAAUGCCCUGAUUGAACGCCUAGAAAGCAGCGGUCAGCUAGAAAACACAUAUAUCAUCUUCACAUCCGACAAUGGAUACCACAUUGGCCAACAUAGAAUGGCACCGGGCAAGUCGACCGGUUUCGAGGAGGAUAUCCGGGUUCCGUUCUUCAUUCGCGGGCCAGGUGUUCCUGGGGGCCGUGUUGAUAACACGGUUACGACACAUAUUGAUCUGGCCCCGACAUUCUUUGAGUUAGCUGGGAUUCCGCUGAGAGAAGAUUUUGAUGGGACGCCGAUGCGUGUUGCUGAGGAGUCGAGGGGGGUAGUGCAUGAACAUGUUACGGUGGAGUACUGGGGGAGUGCACCUGUAGAGGGAGAGUUUGCCAGUGUUGCAUCACCGCUGGGCACGAAGCGAAACACAUACAAAUCGAUCCGCAUCCUAGGCGAGGGGUAUAAUCUCUAUUACUCUGUCUGGUGCAGCAAUGAGCACGAACUCUAUAAUCUAGCAACUGACCCCUAUGAAAUCCAAAACCUCUACCCUGGCCAAUCCACAAACACAACCUCAACAGAUCCACACCUCUUCAACCGGGAUCUAUCGACCCUAAUACCCCGCCUAGAUGCCCUCCUCAUGGUCCUGAAAUCAUGUAAAGGAAGCACAUGUCUUAAGCCGUGGGAUGUCCUACAUCCGGGUGGGUUUGUUCAGAGUCUGAGCGAUGCAAUGGAUGAACAAUACGAUCGAUUCUACGAGGAACAGCCGAAGGUAAGUUAUAGUAAGUGUGAACAGGGGUAUAUUAUUGGAUCGGAGGGGGCGCAAGAUGUUUUGAAUUGGGAGGCGUGGGCAUGAUGGUGAUCUGGUUGCUGUAGAUAUUGUAAAUACCAGAGGCCAGUGUCAAAUGGUGAUUAUGUACUAUAUCAGGUACAGAUCGACACCGAUCAAGCGAUAAUCUGGUACAAUCUGGAGCAAUCAUCAGCGUCAGAUCGAUCCUCGAUGAUCGGUGGCAAGUGGAAUUUACUAGCAGUACUUGUAUAAUCUCCGACACAGGGUCCUCAAUAACCCGAUUCCAUACAUCGCACACAUCACAACCCCAGAAGCAGCAGUAUCGUUCAAUCAAUCACCCCUUGAUAAAAAGCAGCGCGAUCCGAUACUUAUUUGAAGACAUCACAUCACAAUGCACAUUGUCCAACACCGCUCCCUAUUUGGCCAACCCAGAAACCAAA